AUGCAGAGCAAGUCAGAGAUCCUGCAGAAGUUUUAUAGGUGGCCUGAAUCCCUGUCAGGAAAGUGUGGGGCAGAGGAAUGGAAAUGGCCCUUGACAGCAGGUCCAGGAGGUGCUGUAGCAAUUGCUGAUGUCAUCUCAGGAAAUACUUGUGUCAAUGCCUGCGUGGAUGUGGUUCUGUCCGGGGUGAAGCUGCUGGAGGCACUGGGUCUGGAGCCUGGGGAUGGAAAGAACCACGUGGUCCUGAACUCCAGGCAGGACCUGAGAGAGGCAUUUGCUCACUUCAUGGAGAAAGGGGCAGCGGCCGAGCGCUUCUUCAGCGAUGCUGAGGCCUUUCACCACAUUGCACAGACAGCCUCCGAGCACCCUGGGGCACAGCUCUACGUGGGAGGGAAUGCAGCUCUCAUCGGGCAGAAGCUUGCAGCAAAUCCAGACCUGAAGAUCCUCCUCUGUGGCCCAGUUGGUCCUAAACUCCAUGAACUACUUGAUGACAAUGUGGUUGUGCCACCUGAAUCCAUGCAGGAGAGAGAUGAAUUCCAUCUUAUCUUGGAGUAUCAAGCAGGAGAGGAGUGGGGCCGAGUGAGAGCACCUGCUGCCAACCGCUUCAUCUUCUCCCACGACCUGUCAAACGGCGCCUUAAACAUGCUGGAAGUGUUUGUGUCCAGCUUGGAGGAGUUUCAGCCAGAUCUUGUGGUACUUUCAGGCCUUCACAUGAUGGAAGGGCAGAGCAGGGAGAUGCGACAGAGGCGACUGAUGGAGGCUGUGGCCUCCAUCUCUGAUAUCCCUACUGACAUUCCCAUACACCUGGAGCUGGCCAGUAUGACUGAUCAGGAUUUUAUGAGCAACAUUGUGCAUCAGGUCUUUCCCCUGGUGAACUCCCUGGGGCUGAACGAGCAGGAGCUGCUGUUCCUGACGCAGUCAGCCGCGGGGCCCCACGCCUCCCUGCCCUCCUGGAGCGGCAUUCCCGACGUGGGUGUGGUCAGCGACAUCCUCUUCUGGAUCCUGAAGGAGCAUGGGAAGACUGCAGAUCGAGCCUCCGACCUCACACGGAUCCACUUCCACACCCUGGCCUACCACAUCCUGGUCACAGUGGACGGGCACUGGGGCAACCAGGUGGCUGCAGUGGCUGCCGGAGCCAGAGCUGCAGGGACUCAGGCCUGUGCCACCGACACCAUCGACACCACCAAAGUCUUCCUGAAAGCUCCUUUGGAGUUUGUGACCUCCCAGAUAGAGGCACCUUCCAAAAUCUCCUUAAAUCCAGAUGAGCCAGUGGUGCAUUGGCACAGAGAAGGCAUCUCAUUCCAUUUCACCCCCGUUUUGGUGUGCAAGGAUCCUGUCCGGACCGUGGGCCUGGGGGAUGCCAUUUCAGCUGAAGGACUGCUGUAUUCUGAAGUGUAUCCUCAAUAGCAACUAAGACCCUUCCUUCUCUCCAGCACUGCACGGUGUCUGAGGACCCGUGGCUUAGGAUUUGGGGCAGUGGUGGUAUAGAAACAGAAUCAGGGUGUGUUGUGUUUCUUGGGUAUAACUGAAAAAGAGCCAAAGAAUAAUUCCAGGUAUAAACUCUCAGCUACAUUCCAGUCACUCGGCAGUGACUCGAACGCUUCACGUGUAGGUGCAGCUGGUUUAGUAUUUAAUGUGAAAAUUGGCUUUGUCUUAAGCAGAGUGGGAGAGACAAAAAGACCAAAAUCCCUGUCUGGCCUAGGUUUGCUGUUUGUAACUCAAAUGGGUCAUGUCUUGUA
Messenger RNA from Acanthisitta chloris (rifleman), 1736 nucleotides. RefSeq names its product ADP-dependent glucokinase (gene ADPGK). The record is from RefSeq and is a predicted model, not a curated record. Bases 1 to 1404 code for a protein of 467 amino acids. Gene Ontology annotation, biological process: glucose metabolic process. Lineage: Eukaryota; Metazoa; Chordata; Aves; Passeriformes; Acanthisittidae. The transcript has 7 exons. Gene Ontology annotation, cellular component: endoplasmic reticulum. Gene Ontology annotation, molecular function: ADP-specific glucokinase activity.